AAACAAACUAAAUGGAUUCGCGAGGACGAAACCCCCAUAUCAAGCUGAAACAUGUUCGAAGGAAUAGUGCGGAAUUAACGAGGAAGAAACUAAGAAGCGUACAUGCGCCGGUAGAUGCUCGCAGAAGAAGGAGAGGACAGGAAAAGCGAGCUGGAUAACUGGAAACAGAUGGAGGGCAUUGAACCUGAGUGCGAAGCAAGCAAGAGAAAACAGAAAACAAGAAAAGAAAAAGAAAAUUCAGUUGAGAUAUCCGGAGAAACACGGCUGACGAUGCGUAAGGAUGAAAGGAGAGAAGAAGAAAAAAAAAAAAAAAGGCUAAAGGGAAAUGAACCGAGAUAACCUCCCCAACCUGACUGACGCCGUCACAGUAGAGUAAAAU
This is a messenger RNA of Aspergillus ochraceoroseus IBT 24754, 379 nucleotides long. RefSeq lists its product as uncharacterized. Lineage: Eukaryota; Fungi; Ascomycota; Eurotiomycetes; Eurotiales; Aspergillaceae. The transcript has a single exon. The coding region runs from base 115 to 339 and encodes 74 amino acids. The record is from RefSeq and is a predicted model, not a curated record.